Molecule: messenger RNA, 387 nt
Organism: Sinocyclocheilus rhinocerous
Lineage: Eukaryota; Metazoa; Chordata; Actinopteri; Cypriniformes; Cyprinidae
Product: cullin-9-like
Exons: 2
Source: RefSeq, a predicted model, not a curated record
AUGGAUAUACUGCCUGUACAAACCUUGAUGUCUGUCAUGUUCUGGCUUUUGCAGGUGUACUGGAACUCCCUGUCCAGGACCUACUGGGUGCACUGGCACAUGAUUGAAAUUCUGGGCAACGGCAGCGGAGGACAGGCGGAGAAAGAGACUCAGGAGAAGGCCUCGUCCCUCACAGAGACACUCAAACUCACUACUGUGAGUCAGACGUUCUUCUCAAAGCCCCCUGGUGGGCUGUACUCAUUGCCUUACCUGAUGGAGGGCUCUCAGGAUGACACAGGCACCCUGAGCCGUGCUGAAUGGUGGGAAGUGCUGUUUUUCAUCAAGAAGUUGGAACCCAAGCAGCAGCAGGAGAUCAACAACAUCCUGCGACAGAGCCUCGAUGAGCCG